This is a messenger RNA of Durusdinium trenchii, 1691 nucleotides long. Lineage: Eukaryota; Dinophyceae; Suessiales; Symbiodiniaceae. The record is from the annotation of a GenBank genome assembly.
GGCUCGCAGCUCUAGAUCGGGUUCCGAUUUAUUUUUUUUCGGAAAAGCAUAGGCGUUGGAACACGGGGAAACCCUUCCGUGGGAGUCGUCGAAAUGCCGAGCUCCACGGGUGAGGUGGAGAACCUGCUGGCGGAUGGUCCAGUGAUUACUCAUGGAAACAGGUCUCUUGCGUGGCGUUUCCACGGAGCUUGGAUCACGGGCCUCUGUGUGGUGGCCGCAGUGGUCUACUUCGGAGCCGUCCCCUCCUUCACGGCGUCGGAGAGAAGUCAGGCUGACCGCCCGACUCCUUCAGUCCGUGGCGUGAAUUUGGCGCACCAGGUGAAUCUGGUGGUCGAAGACGAUAUCGUGAAGAAGGCGGAGGAGAUGGAGAAGCAGAACACUGCUGGCCCUUCGCCCUUGGAAAAGCAAUACGCGCAAGCGCAAGCCGCGCGGGCCGCCGCGAAAGCGGCCGCCGCGAACGCUGCAGCGGCGCCAGCGGCACAGCCUAAGCCCGCUGCACCUGCCGCGGAAGUGCCAGCAGCACCGGCCGCCGGAGCGGCCGCUCACCCGCCGGCCACCGGCGCCCAGCCGGCACACCUCUCGGCCGCCGCGCCGGCCCAGCCGGCCGCCAACGUGCCGGCGGCGCAGAAGCCGGCGGCGGCGGUGGCGGAGCCGGAGAAGGCGGAGGCCUGCGCCACGGCCACGCCGGGUGAUACCUGCUACAAGGCUGUCUUGUGGGCAAAGUGGAUCGGUCUGAUUGAGCAUCCGGAUUGGUAUCCUGGAUUGCACCGGGCCACCGCCAACCGCAAGGCCAUCCAGGACUGGCUUCACAAGCACAAGCAAGGAUCUUGCAAGAAGCCCUGCGACGAAGCUUCGUAUCCAGUGCCAGAAGUGGGCAAGGGAAAGCCGAGCCUCUUCUGCAUCUCCGUGGCACGCAUGGGACCAGAGAUGGAUACGAUGUUUAUGCAGCGACAGAUCGGUGCCGGAAUUUUCGCCUGUGAUGGGCAUGCGGUUUACAGCGACACCAGUGUGGACAUCGAUGGCUUCAAGACGACGUUGAUCCCCUCGACGGCCUCGGGCGUGAGUACGGACCAGACGGCGGCGAACUCGCAGGUUUUCAUGAACACUUGGAUGUCACUCUUGACUUCAACGAAGUGGUACGAGUUUGAUUUCAUUGCCAAGGUGGAUCCUGAUUGCGUGUUCUUCCCAGCGCGUUUGCGCGGGCACGUGCACAACUAUGUCGGCCAGAACGUUUUCUUCCUGAACUGCGGAAAGUACGUUCCCGCCACGAUGUAUGGCGCCCUCGAGGUCUAUUCGAAAUCUUCCCUAGGUGCAUACUUGGCUUCUCAUAAGAGGUGUGAGAGUUCUUUCCCCUUCAACGCCUGGGGCGAGGACAAGUACAUGACGAAUUGCUUGGAAAUGUUGGGCUGCAAAUCGGUGGUGGACUUUGGCAACUUCCUCCAUGACGAGAGAUGCUGGGGCGUGGACUGUGGAAACAAGCAAGCCGUGGCCUUCCAUGCCUUCAAAGAGGUGAACCAUUGGUACAAUUGCUGGCUGCUCUCCAACCACAACGGCUUCUGAGACUCCCACACGGCUCCGCCUUUGAUAGGCCCCGUGUUGUUGGAGAUUGAUUCAACGAGCGCGCUAAAUAUGUAGCGGACUGGGCGAGGGUGGGCCUUCUUAUGCUUCAAAAGGUUUGGGUUCAGAGUCGC